Zonotrichia leucophrys gambelii is the source of this 2309-nucleotide messenger RNA. It is a transcript of the gene GORAB, whose product is annotated as golgin, RAB6 interacting. The record is from RefSeq and is a predicted model, not a curated record. Bases 27 to 1130 code for a protein of 367 amino acids. The transcript is spliced from 5 exons. NCBI's taxonomy places the organism in Eukaryota, Metazoa, Chordata, Aves, Passeriformes, Passerellidae. Gene Ontology annotation, biological process: non-motile cilium assembly.
GAGGAGGAGGAGGAGGAGGGAGCGCCAUGGCCGAGGCCUGGGCCGGCUUCUCGCAGGAGGAGCUGCGGCGGCUGCGGGGGCAGCGCCCAGAUCUGUACGAGCCCUCACCCCACCGCCAGCAGCAGCAGCAGCCGCCGCCUCGCCCCCAGGCCGUGCCCAAGACUCGGCAGCAAUUGCAGCGGGAAAAAGCGCUGCAGCAGCAGAGCCAGAGGCUGGGGCUGCAGGGAGGAGCAGCCUCUGUCACCCCGGAGCAGCUGCUCUCUGCUCCACAAGGCAGGGCCGGUGAGCCCCAGCAGCCCGGGCCGGCUCCUGGGUGCGAGAGGCAGAGGGACAGCCGGGAGCAGCCGGAGGGAGGGACAGCGGCAGAGUCGUGUAAUGGCAGGGACAGCAGCGGCCAGCCCUGCCCUGCACAGCCCGGCAGCCACGUGGAGAGAAAGAAAGUGGAAUUGCAGGAGAAAUCCCGGUGGGAGAUCCUCCAGCAGGAGCAGAGGCUGAUAGAAGAGAAGAACAAACGCAAGAAGGCACUGCUGGCCAGAGCCAUUGCGGAGAGAUCCAAAAGAACCCAGGCUGAAACAGUGAAGCUGAAGAGGAUUCAGAAGGAGCUGCAGGCUCUGGAUGAGAUGGUGUCUGCUGACAUCGGCAUCCUGAGGAACCGCAUCGACCAGGCCAGCCUGGAGUACUCCCAUGCACGGAAGCGCUAUGACAAGGCCGAGUCCGAGUACGUGGCGGCCAAGCUGGAGCUGCAGCACAAGACAGAGCUGAAGGAGCACCUGACAGAGCACCUGUGCACCAUCAUCCAGCAGAACGAGCUGCGCAAGGCCAGGAAGCUGCAGGAGUUGAUGCAGCAGCUGGACGUGCAGGCAGAUGAGGAGAAGCUGGAGCUGGAGAUCGAGGUGGAGCAGAUGCUGCAGCAGCAGGAGGCAGAAGCAGGGAGACAAUCCAGCCCUGCUGGGACAGCCCAGGAGAAGCCUGCUGCCAGUGGUGUGGGGCAGGAGAGCCAGCAGGCUGACCAUGCUGCUGCUUCUCCUGCAGUUUCUGAACAAUCUCAAAAGCCCAGGACCAAAUCCUUCUCCAACGUGGACAGCCAAACUCAGGCAGUAAAUGUGACUUCAGCUUGUUCUGCCACAUGACUGCUGGGUGCAGAUAAGCCAGUGGUUGUGGAUGAGGUACUCUGCAGGCUUGUGGCUGUGUGUUGUAUCUGGGCUUCAGCAAUGCACUUCAUUUCUCUUUUUAUUGUUUCUAAAUUUUAAAGGCUCUUUUCUUGCCACAAGACCCAUUUGGGGUUCAUCAUCUAUCAUCAUUCUGGUGUAUGUUCAUGUUCUGCUGCCCAGCUCUUCAUUGUACCUUCCUGAAUCAGGACACUUGGAAGUGAACAGCAGGGUUUGUCUAAAGGUUUUCAGCUUUUUGAUACUCCGGGAUGCCUGUUCUGAGCAAGAGAAAGAUACCUGGGUUUCCUUCAGAACACAUUCUCACAACUGCAAUAGGAUGUUUGUCUUCCUCUGUAUCCAUAGGGAUUAGUUUCCAAUGGUUUCUCCUGCUGUCAAACCCAAGUGCUUACAUUAAUUGCCUUCCUAGGGGUUGCUCUUUCCUGAUUUAAGGGAAAUUUGUAUAUUGAGGCAGUUGUAAUACCUCAUAUUUAUCACUUCCUUUCAGACAGUGCUGAAUCAUGAAGCUGUACAUUGAUAACACUAUUAGCUAUGAAAUCACAGCUGCUAGGGCUUCACAAAAAGGAUGGGUUACAGUUUGAGACAUUGCAGAAUGUAGAAGUAGAAACACACAAAAGAGAGUGUGUUACAUUUAAAGCUGUUCCAUUGCAGAGAUUUUUCUCUGUUGUAGUUGCCUCAAAGUGCCAAUAAUUUGCCAAUAAUUCAUUUUGUAAUGAAUAAUCCCCACAGUAUAUUGGAAAUAAACCUAUUUUUGUAGAACAUUUAAUGCAUUUUCCUGCCUGAAGAGCAGGUUAGUACCCCAAAGAAGCUCAGCUGAUUUGCUCUAUUGCUCUUGAAAGGCUUUAAAAAGCUAUUCCAGGUGGAGAAAUCCUCAGGAAUUAAAAGAGAACAUAGGAAAAUCUCCCACAGACUGAUUGCAGCUGCAAGCCCUGCACUCACAGUUAACCUCUGGAUACCAGGGAAGUGUGGGAAUGGUUCCUGGAAUACCUGAAUGUGCUGGGUGUGAGUUUAUGAAUGAGUUGCUGAACGACACCACCGAGUCUAUAAAUGGGACAGUGAUUGUCUCUAUGGCUUCAACAGUGGAAAAACAUGUCACUACAUUUCAGUUUUAUCCUAUUAAUAAAUCAGUGCAUCUUGUGUGCA